AAGCACAACUGGAGCACUCAAAGCCAACUCUUCCUUCCAUAUCCAAAACCCAAAAAUAAAAAAUAAAAAAAAUUCAGAAAAGUAAGUUCCUUAAUAAUACAAACAAACAAACAAUAAAUAAAAACCCUCUUAUUAUCGGAUCUCCCUUUCUCACUUUUUUAUCUCUCUCUUCCUCUCUCUCUUUAGGGUUUUGCUUCUGCUACGUUUUCCUUUCAGAUAUAACUGUUCAUACCUGCUUAUUGGCACAAAUUCCAAAGUUUUUUUCAUUGGUCCAAAUCUUCAAUGGGGGAUGCAGAAAACCUACCUCCUUCAAAGAAGAGGGCUGCAGGUAGGGAACUCUCUCGAGAUAACCCUGGUCUUGAUGAUGAGGAAGACGCUGAACAAGAAAGUGGAACUUUCAAGAGGGCCAGUGAUGAUGUGCUGGCAAAUAGAAGAAUAGUCAAAGUUCGUCGUAGUACCACGUCUACUUCCUCAUCCAAUCCUUUUUCUGCUAUCAAGUUGAUCCCCCCGAAUGAUCCUAGUGCAACUGCUACUGCUGUGACAACUGGAGUGCCAACUUCUAGUGAGAAGAAGGUUUCAGAUGGCGGCAAAAAUGAUGCUGAUAAUGAAAUUGAGAAGGGGGAUGAAGAGAGCAGUAAGCCGUCUGAGAGCAAGAUUGAUGAGCCAGUGGCUGAAGCAUCUGUUGCUAAUGAAGCUCAAAAGGGUAAAGAUGAGAGUAGUAAGCAGUCUGAGAGCAAGAUUGAUGAGCCAGUGUCUGAAGCAUCUGCUGCUGAUGAAGCUGAAAAGGGUAAAGAUGAGAGUACUGAGCAGUCAGAAAGCAAGAUUGAUGAGCAAUCAUCUGAGGCUGCUGCUGACAAGGAGAGUACUGAGGCUAAGCAGGAAGGGGCUAUUGUCAGUGAGGCAGGCAAAUCCGAGGUUGAUAAUGGAAAGGCAGCUGGUGCAGAGAAGACUGAGAAUGAAGAUGAGAAAGAUAUCAGUCGUGAAAAAGCAGAUUCAGGUUCACUCAGUUCAUUUGGGCAGCUUUCAAGUAGUCAAAAUGCCUUCACAGGACUUGCUGGAACUGGGUUUUCCACUUCAACAUUCUCCUUUGGGUCAAUUCCGAAGGAUGGAUCUGCAUUAAGUUCUGGCUCUAGUUCUGUUUUUGGACAACUUAACAAUGGAAAUUCUUCUCUCUUUAACACAUCUGGGGCUUCUAUUGUUUCAAAGAGUGAGGGAGCUGGCUUCCCAUCUAUGCAGGAAGUUGUUGUUGAGACAGGAGAAGAGAAUGAGACUGUGGUUUUCUCUGCUGAUUCAGUGCUUUUUGAGUUUUUUGAUGGAGCAUGGAAGGAGCGUGGGAAGGGAGAAAUUAAGGUGAAUAUAUCAACAACUGUGGCAGGAAGAGCUAGGCUUCUUAUGAGAACCAGGGGAAAUUACAGGUUGAUCUUGAAUGCAAGCCUCUAUCCUGAUAUGAAGCUCACAAAUAUGGAAAAAAAAGGCAUCACUUUUGCCUGCAUAAAUAGUGCUGGUGAAGGGAAGGAUAAUCUUUCGACAUUCGCCUUGAAGUUCAAGGAUGGUUCCAUUGUGGAAGAGUUUCGGGCUGCUGUUACGGCACAUAAAGGAAAAACACCAACAGCGGUUUUGAAAACACCAGAAAAUUCCCCCAAAGCAUCAGAUGAUUGAAAGCAGCCUUACUUUGACACACAGAAUUAGCUUGGGAUCAUCCCAUCGCUCUUGGCAGCUGUCCUCUUUCUUUCGUGGAGCAAAGGAAUCAUGUUCAGAUUCUGGUUAUUCCUAAAACCUUAUGUAGCAAAGAGUUAACAGAGUCCAAUCUUUUUUGUUGUUGUUUAAAGUAAGUCUAGUCUGCGGGAGAGUAUUUUUCAACUCUUUUUUGGGUACAUCUUUGGUUUAAUCUGCAUAAUUUUAAACCUACAAUGACAUGGAAUGGUGGACAGUUCUAUAGUUGUUCCCUUGAGCUGAAUUUACACAUUGAAUGCCAUGUUGCAUGUUUAGUAUUUGCCAGGUCUUAUCCAAUAAUUUAACUGUUCUC
This is a messenger RNA of Pistacia vera, 2026 nucleotides long. RefSeq names its product nuclear pore complex protein NUP50A-like. The record is from RefSeq and is a predicted model, not a curated record. Gene Ontology annotation, cellular component: nuclear pore; cytoplasm. Lineage: Eukaryota; Viridiplantae; Streptophyta; Magnoliopsida; Sapindales; Anacardiaceae. The transcript is spliced from 2 exons. Gene Ontology annotation, biological process: intracellular transport. The coding region runs from base 283 to 1659 and encodes 458 amino acids. Gene Ontology annotation, molecular function: GTPase activator activity.